GUCAAGUCUAGUAGAGUAGAUCUAGACUCGAGAUUUAGAGACAAUAUUUGUCAAUUUUGGUUGCGAAUGUAGAUCUAGAUCCAUUUAGAUCUAUUUAGAAUAGUUGUGAAAGACUAAAAUAACUUCAGGAUGUGUGAUCAUCAUCACUUGCGUUCACCCGCAUCUAUGGGAAUAGUUGAUCAUGUGAGCAGUUUAUCUGAGAACUUUGCAGAGCUAGUUGAUACAGAAGCCUAUGCUGAUAUUACCCUGAUUGUUGAUGGUUCAAAGCUUCGUAGUCACAAAGUUAUUUUGGCUGCACGCUCAGACUACUUUAGGGCACUUCUGUAUGGUGGUAUGAAGGAGUCGCAGCCAGGAACAACAGAGAUAGAACUACCAGACACACCUUCAGUAGCUUUCUCAGCUCUACUCAAGUAUAUCUAUACAGGGCGUAUGAACCUUGUUGAGAUCCAGGAAGAGAACCUCUUGGAUAUUUUGAGCCUUUCUCACCGAUUUGGUUUUGUAGAGCUUGAGUCUUCCAUCUCAGAUUAUCUCAAGGCCAUACUCAAUAUCAACAAUGUUUGUCAUAUUUAUGACCUGGCUAAUAUAUACAGCCUGACAUCAUUGUGCAAUGUCUGCAAAGAUUACAUGGAUAAAAAUGCACAAAAAGUGCUUGUCAGUGACAGCUUUCUAUCAUUAUCACAGGCAUCAAUGAGAGAUUUAAUUUCCAGAGAUUCUUUCUUUGCAUCUGAAAUUGACAUUUUCCAAGCGGUGCGUAAAUGGGCUCAUCAUAAUGCAGGACAAGAUCCAACACCAAUCUUAGAAGUUGUCAGACUGCAGUUGAUUAAAAUGUCAGAGUUGUUAAAUAUGGUCCGUGACACUCAUCUUGUCUCCUCUGAUGCUAUCCUGGAUGCCAUUAAAAUUCAAACAGAAUGUAGAGACAUGGAUUUAAAGUAUCGUGGAUUUCUAGUCACUGAAGAAAAUGUGGCUACCAUACGCUUGGGUGCCACAGUCAUCCGCGGUGAAAUGAAGACAGCCUUGUUAGAUGGCGAUACACAAAACUAUGAUUUGGACAGAGGGUUCACCAGGCACCCCAUUGAUUGCAACAAUGGUACUGGCAUCGUCAUCCAACUUGGGCAGCCCUACAUUAUCAAUACAAUCAAACUACUGCUUUGGGACAAAGACAUGAGAUCAUACUCCUAUUAUGUUGAGAUAUCAAUGGAUGAUAAAGAUUAUGAACGUGUUAUUGACCAUACUACUUAUUUAUGUAGAUCCUGGCAGAAACUUCACUUUCCUGCUCGGGUUGUCAGAUUUAUCAAAGUAGUUGGAACACAUAACACAGUGAAUAGAGUUUUUCAUCUGGUCUCAUUUGAAUGUUUCUACACAACCCGCACUUUUCAUUUGGACAGAGGUUUAGUGGUUCCGACUGAAAAUGUAGCUACCAUUAAGAACAGUGCCCUAGUCAUUGAAGGAGUCUCCAGAACCCGCAAUGCACUCAUCAAUGGCAACAUUCGAAGUUACGACUGGGAUUCUGGUUACACCUGCCAUCAGCUUGGUAGUGGCGCCAUCUGCAUUCAAUUAGCUCAGCCCUACAUCUUAUCAAACAUGCGCUUACUGCUGUGGGACUGUGAUGACAGAAGCUAUAGUUUUUACAUUGAGGUUUCAACAGAUCAGCUCAAGUGGACACAAGUUGUAGAUAAAAGACAUGAAGCUUGCAAAUCUUGGCAAGCUGUAACCUUUGAGCCUCUACCAGUCACCUUCAUUCGUAUAGUAGGAACUCACAACACUGCUAAUGAGGUAUUCCACUGUGUUCAUUUUGAAAGCCCCACUGACAGUGCUGUUGGAAAUUUGAUUAACAAUGCAGCUGCAGUUAGUGGCCCGCCAAACAGCCCCAGGCUGCAGCUAGGCCCAUCAUAUCCCAUUUCAGAGAUGGACAGGGGCCCUUCUGUGAGUGGAAGCAGCAGCAGCACCAGUAGCCUCAGCGAGAGCCAUCUCAAUGCUCCGGCCAGCCCUAACUACUACCCAAUGCACCCACAGCAGCAGCCAGCCCACUUUCACCAGCCCUCUGCACCUCAAGGCCUAGCUGACCUGCAGAAUAUGAACUAUGCAGGCCACAUGUUGCAACAGCAGGAUGUGCCAGAAGCUGACAGAAUGGAUGGCUAAACAGAAGUUUAUAGUGUCACAAAAUCAGAAACCUAUAGUAUUAUUGAAAAGUAAAUCUAUUUAUAAACCUUAAUUUAAAAAAUAUAUUGAAAAGUUUGACCAAAAAAUUUAUAUUUUCUUAUAUAAAAAGCAAAUGAAGUGAUAAUCAAUAAUUUUUCUGGUUGUUUCUAUUUAUAGACAGUCAUUUAUUAACUGCUGUAGCAUUUUCUUUAGUCUUAUGUCAGUAUAGUGACUUGGGUUUUCAGAGAUAUUUGGUGUUAGAUUUUUUUAAAAUUAAUAUUACAUCCGCUAUGCUAUUUAUAGGCUAAAAUUUAACAUGUUUUUCUUUGGUGAAAUAUUAAAAAAAAAAUAGAGCUUUAAAACCAUUUAAUAGAUUCCUUAUAUAUUGAAUAGUGGAAUACUGAUUGUUGUUUGUUUACUAACCAAGCUGACCAUGUCAUUACCAAUAUUGAAUAAGGAACAUGUUGUUUUUGUUUAAAAUGAAUGAGCUGUCUCUCCACAAGACAGUAUUUUUUUUUCAUGUGGAAAUGAAGAUGGUUGCCUUUAUCCAAACUAUGAGCGAUAUUGUUAUUUUAAUAUGUAUAUAAAUACAUGUACAUGGAUAUGAUAGCUGCAAAGUUGUCAGUAUGUAAUUACUAAUGGUCAAGGAUAAAGUAUGAUCUUUGUACCAGGCUAGGUGUAUGUUUUUUUUCUUCACUUGGGCAAUGUUGCCAACUUAUUAAGAGGUGGGCAGGCUUGUUGCCAACUGUGAAAUGGUAUAUGUACAGUUAUUGUUGACAACUUCUUUCAAUUUAAUGGAUCAUGCUCCACUAAUUAUUAGCUAUAUAUAUAUAUAUAUAUAUAUCAGCACAUUAAUGUUUUGGCUGUGAGUGCAAAACAGUUUUAUUGAUAUUUGUUUCUCCAUUAGUUAGUACUUCAUUGAAAUUUAUUAAUUUCUUCUUAAAACAGUGUCAAUGGAAUAUUGAAUUUCUAAUUCAAGGUCUACUUAAUUAAAUAUGAUUUU
Biomphalaria glabrata is the source of this 3142-nucleotide messenger RNA. Its product is annotated as BTB/POZ domain-containing protein 9-like. Lineage: Eukaryota; Metazoa; Mollusca; Gastropoda; Planorbidae. The coding region runs from base 130 to 2139 and encodes 669 amino acids. The transcript has 13 exons. The record is from RefSeq and is a predicted model, not a curated record. Gene Ontology annotation, biological process: adult locomotory behavior; modulation of chemical synaptic transmission; circadian behavior. Gene Ontology annotation, molecular function: protein binding.